This is a messenger RNA of Carlito syrichta (Philippine tarsier), 2467 nucleotides long. It is a transcript of the gene PHACTR3, whose product is annotated as phosphatase and actin regulator 3. Gene Ontology annotation, biological process: actin cytoskeleton organization. Gene Ontology annotation, molecular function: actin binding. The coding region runs from base 277 to 1890 and encodes 537 amino acids. The record is from RefSeq and is a predicted model, not a curated record. NCBI's taxonomy places the organism in Eukaryota, Metazoa, Chordata, Mammalia, Primates, Tarsiidae. The transcript is spliced from 12 exons.
GGUCCUGAGGCAGGGAGUGGUUCACCUUGGACUUAGAGAAGUCUCCAAAUGGCCAUGGCAGAGGCAGAGCUCUUCCAGCAGACCUCAAGAGGGUCACAGGAGGGAGGGUCUUCCAGAAGGGAAGCUAUACUCAUGAGCUGGUGCAGCCCCAUGGGCUCACUCCAGGCAGUAUGAGCCCCAGAAAGUCCCCUUGGCUCCGAAAACCCUCUUGGGCCCCAGGCUUUGGGAAAUCACUGGUGAGCCCUGGGAUGAGAGGUCUCGUCUUGGCCCUGGGGAAUGGUGUUGGUGUGGUGGUCAUUUGCGUCCCUCCUUGGCUUCUGUCUUCCAGAUGAGAUGGAUCAAACUCCCCCAGUGCGCUCCGAGUAUCUGGUCUCAGGGAUUCGAACUCCCCCUGUGAGGAGGAACAGCAAACUGGCCACCCUGGGCCGAAUCUUCAAGCCCUGGAAAUGGAGGAAAAAGAAAAACGAAAAACUGAAGCAGACAACGUCUGCAUUGGAGAAGAAGAUGGCCAGCCGGCAGGGUCGCGAGGAGCUCAUCAAAAAGGGACUGCUGGAGAUGAUGGAGCAGGAUGCUGAAAGUAAAGCGAGCAACCCUGAAGGAGGCCCUCAUGCUGCGCAGAGUGAGCCGUCCAUACCCAAGCAGGAUACGCUGGCUUCAGAAGAUGCCCAGCCAGGAAGCCCCCUGGCUGCCGGGAAGGACCAGGCCUCCCUGGAGGAGCCACUGACUUCGGCCUCCCAUCCAGAUGACACAGCCAAGAUGCCAUCUGCAUCCAGCGGUGAAGAAACAGAUACCGGCAGCCUCCUUCCCACCACCAAUGAGCUCUCCCAAGCCUUAGCUGGGUCUGACUCCCUGGACAGUCCUCCCAGACCUCUGGAGAGAUCCGUGGGCCAGCUCCCCAGCCCCCCACUGCUGCCCACUCCACCACCCAAGGCAAGCUCCAAAACCACAAAAAACGUCACAGGCCAAGCUGCACUCUUCCAAGGAUCCAGCAUGAAGAGCUCCGACCCUCCUCUCCGAGGACAGCUCUCCACACCCACGGGAUCCCCACAUCUUACCACAGUCCACCGGCCGCUGCCGCCUAGCCGCGUCAUUGAGGAGCUGCACAGGGCACUGGCCACGAAGCAUCGCCAGGACAGUUUUCAAGGAAGGGAAAGCAAAGCAUCUCCAAAGAAGCGGGUGGACGUCCGUCUGUCCAGGACAUCCAGCAUGGAGCAGGGCAAGGAGAGGGAGGAGGCGUGGAGCUUUGAUGGUGCUUCAGAGAACAAGCGGACCACAGCUAAGGAGUCCGAGGAGAACAAGGAGAACUUGAUCCUGAACUCUGAGCUCAAGGACGACUUGCUUCUGUACCAGGAUGAAGAGGCACUCAAUGACUCCAUCAUCUCUGGAACAUUGCCCAGGAAAUGCAAGAAAGAGCUCCUGGCUGUGAAGCUGAGGAACCGGCCAAGCAAGCAGGAACUGGAGGACCGGAACAUCUUCCCCAGGAGAACCGACGAGGAGAGACAGGAGAUCCGGCAGCAGAUUGAGAUGAAACUCUCCAAACGGCUGAGCCAAAGACCCGCCGUGGAGGAGCUGGAGAGAAGGAAUAUCUUGAAACAAAGGAAUGAUCAGACAGAGCAGGAAGAAAGAAGAGAAAUCAAGCAAAGGUUGACAAGAAAGCUUAAUCAGAGACCUACCGUUGAUGAAUUAAGAGACAGAAAAAUUCUGAUACGAUUCAGUGAUUAUGUGGAAGUAGCGAAAGCACAGGACUAUGACAGGAGGGCUGACAAACCCUGGACAAGACUGUCAGCAGCAGACAAGGCCGCAAUUCGUAAAGAAUUAAAUGAAUACAAAAGUAAUGAAAUGGAGGUACAUGCAUCAAGCAAGCAUUUGACAAGAUUCCACAGGCCAUAGAGAUUUUCUUCUGAGAAGAAUUUGUGUUUAAUUUUUUGAUACCAACACUGAACAUUCAUCAGGGAACUUUCCUGAAGUUCAGCUCAAGACUACCUGCUGUGUUUGUGAGAAGAGCAGGAUCACACACACAGGUGCAAUCUUGGCCACACUUACCUGCAAGAGGAGUAACCAGAGGACACACACUUCUUUCCUUGGUGUCUAAGGAAUGUGAACUGUUGGGGCCAGUUAAGACCCAUUGUGACUCUACCAGAAGAAAACUACUGUUUGCCUUUUAGCCUUGUUUCACAGUUCUGCAGCAUAAGGGAGGAUGGGCGACGUGCAUGUGCAGGCCCACCAUUCCCAGGUCUCUGACAUGAGGGACAUGUGACACAGUCUCAUUCAGAAUUAUGUUGAAAAGACAUUUUUAUCCUGAUCACCAUUAAUUUGGAAACUCUUUAAGUUCAUGUUAUACAAAAUGAUUUACUGUAUUAUACUUUUUCCUUUUUUAUAUAAUGUCUAACAAAAAAUACAGCUGCAACAUUUUGACUCCUGUUAAUUUUGUUCUUUAAUUAAAUGACUGCUUAUUGCAGGAAAUUAA